AUGGCUUUGGCAGAAGAUGGUUUAUGUUUGAUUAACGAAGGUAUAGAUGAUAGGCAAACAGAAAUACAACAUAAUUCAACUGGUAUUACUCAGCGUGGUGAAAUACAUGGUGACAUGAGACGCCAACAACCAGAAAUGGGAAUAACGGAAAAAAUACUUGAUAUCCCGCAAUUUUCUGGCGAAUUGAAACACAAUGUAAAACAGUGGCUUCGAAUAAUUCAUCAAGCAUGUGAUGAUCAAGAAAUAUCAGAACAUGAUGGCUAUUUAUUAGCCAUUUCAAGACUAAGUGGUAGUGCACGCGAUUUUUUUAAGUCUCAUCGACAAUACGCAAUAACAUGGAAUUCGCUUGUUGAUUUAUUGAUGAAUCGUUAUCCCUCAUCUCAAGUGGCAAGUCCUGAGGAACUAUUGUUUAGAUUGAUACAACGUCAACAAGGUAUUCGUGAAUCUAUUGCUGAAUAUUAUGAAAAGAAAAAUCAAUUGUGCCAUGAAUAUGAUAUUUGUGUGACAGAUCAACAACGUAUUUAUUAUUUGAAGCAAGGAUUAGGGGUGGAGUUAAAACAAUAUGCUGAAUACCACUCAUUCGUGUCAUUAGCACAAUUUAAAAAUGUUAUGGAAAUACAUGAGCGUCACCAGUUACAAACUUAA
Didymodactylos carnosus is the source of this 645-nucleotide messenger RNA. The record is from the annotation of a GenBank genome assembly. NCBI's taxonomy places the organism in Eukaryota, Metazoa, Rotifera, Eurotatoria, Philodinida, Philodinidae.